UUCUUCCGGGUGUGGCCCCGGACGGAGGCGAUGGCACCAUGGACGCUCCUCAGUCCUGGGGUCUUGGUGCGAACUGGGCACACGGUGCUGACAUGGGGAAUUACGCUGGUACUCUUCCUGCACGAUACUGAGCUUCGGCAGUGGGAAGAGCAGGGGGAGUUGCUCCUGCCCCUCACCUUCCUCCUCCUCGUGCUGGGCUCCCUGCUGCUCUACCUGGCUGUGUCCCUCAUGGACCCAGGCUACGUGAAUGUUCAGCCCCAUCCUGAGGAAGAACCCAAGGAGGAACAGAUGGCCAUGGUUCCUCAGGCCAUCCCUCUUCGGCGUUGCAGACAUUGCUUAGUGCUGCAGCCACUGAGGGCCCGGCACUGCCGUGAAUGCCACCGCUGUAUCCGCCGCUAUGACCAUCACUGUCCCUGGAUGGAAAACUGUGUGGGAGAGCGCAACCACCCACUCUUCGUGGCCUAUCUGGCAUUGCAACUGGUGGUGCUUCUCUGGGCCCUAUACCUGGCAUGGUCCGGCCUCAGGUUCUUCCAGCCUUGGGGGCUGUGGCUACGGUCCAGUGGGCUCCUGUUUGCCACCUUCCUGUUGCUGUCUCUCUUCUCAUCGGUGGCUGGCCUACUCCUGGCCUCAAACCUCUAUCUUGUGGCCAACAACACCACCACCUGGGAGUUCAUCUCUUCACACCGCAUUGCCUACCUCCGCCAGCGUUCCCGUAAUCCCUUCGACCGUGGCCUGAUCCGCAACCUAGCCUACUUCUUCUGUGGAUGGCCCUCAGGGUCCUGGGAGACCCUCUGGGCUGAGGAAGAAGAGGGCAGCAGCCCAGCUGUUUAG
Molecule: messenger RNA, 831 nt
Organism: Chrysochloris asiatica (Cape golden mole)
Lineage: Eukaryota; Metazoa; Chordata; Mammalia; Afrosoricida; Chrysochloridae
Gene: ZDHHC12
Product: zinc finger, DHHC-type containing 12
Exons: 5
Coding region: 31-831 (266 amino acids)
Biological process (GO): protein targeting to membrane; peptidyl-L-cysteine S-palmitoylation
Cellular component (GO): endoplasmic reticulum; Golgi apparatus
Molecular function (GO): protein-cysteine S-palmitoyltransferase activity
Source: RefSeq, a predicted model, not a curated record